Octodon degus (degu) is the source of this 3580-nucleotide messenger RNA. It is a transcript of the gene Parp11, whose product is annotated as poly(ADP-ribose) polymerase family member 11. The transcript has 7 exons. Gene Ontology annotation, molecular function: NAD+ poly-ADP-ribosyltransferase activity. Bases 328 to 1074 code for a protein of 248 amino acids. The record is from RefSeq and is a predicted model, not a curated record. Lineage: Eukaryota; Metazoa; Chordata; Mammalia; Rodentia; Octodontidae.
AGUCGGGUGGUUUGGUGGUCUGAAGACGCUAGCUUGUGACCGGGAGGGGGAGAAGGAAGGGCUCGGUGAAGGGUUUCUCUCCGUCCUCUCGGGCUUGGGGAGCUCACAAAAAACCAAUAUUCCGGCCCCGCGGCUAGCCUCUUUCCCCAGGCUCUUUCUGCUUGAUUUCGUCAUCGUUAUGUGGGAAGCGAAUCCGGAGAUGUUUCACAGAGCAGAAGAAUUUAUAUCCCAAACCACGGACACUGGAGUGGAUGACAUGGAUACAUCAGAUACGCAGUGGGGCUGGUUCUACCUUGCGGAGUGUGGGAAGUGGCACAUGUUUCAGAAAUGAAGCAAACGAAUAUCACCACUGGAAAACAGCGCUUAAUAAAAAGGGCUCCCUUUUCUAUCACUGCUUUCAGUUACAUCUGUGAAAAUGAAGCUAUACCCAUGCCUCCACACUGGGAGAAUGUGAACACUGAAGUACCCUAUCAGCUCAUUUCUCUACACAGUCAAACACAUGAAUAUAAUGAAGUUGCCAGUCUUUUUGGAAAAACAAUGGAUCGCAACCGAAUUGAAAGAAUCCAGAGAAUUCAAAAUUUAGAUUUAUGGGAGUUCUUCUGCAGGAAAAAAGCUCAGCUCAAGAAAAAAAGAGGCAUCCCUCAGAUUAAUGAGCAAAUGCUAUUUCAUGGUACCAGCAGUGAAUUUGUGGAAGCAAUUUGCAUUCAUAACUUUGAUUGGAGAAUAAAUGGUAUACAUGGCGCACUAUUUGGAAAAGGAACCUAUUUUGCUAGAGAUGCUGCUUACUCCAGCCGCUUCUGCAAAGAUGACAUAAAGCACGGAAACACAUUCCAGAUUCAUGGUGUCAGCCUGCCACAGCGGCAUCUGUUUAGAACGUACAAAUCUAUGUUUCUUGCUCGGGUGCUAAUUGGAGAUUACAUAAAUGGAGAUUCCAAAUACAUGCGACCCCCUUCCAAAGACGGGAGCUAUGUGAACUUAUAUGACAGCUGUGUGGAUGAUACCUGGAAUCCAAAGAUUUUUGUGGUUUUUGAUGCCAACCAAAUCUACCCUGAGUACUUGAUAGACUUUCAUUGACUUCACUUCUGGUUCUCAGUGGUCAAGGGAGUUUCAUUCUUUUUUGCAGGAUUUGCUCUCCUGUCAUCUAGCUACUAAAUAUUAAUUAUCUGAUACUUUUGAAUCAGAUAGGAAAAAAGUAGCUUGCACAUAAAAAGACAUACUGACUAAAAAGGUUGGUUUUCUGUUGCUUUGUUUUUUCUGUUAUUCAUAUAGUCUUUCCUAUUAAAAAUUAAUGCCAUUGCCAUUCUAACACAUAAGGAUGAGAUAACAUUGAAAAUUGAAUCAGCUGAGACUCAGUUACCAUGGUUAUGCAAUCUUUAGAUUUUACACGUCUGAUGGGGAUAACUGCUUUUAGUUCAGAUGGACUUAACUACAGUAUAUAUUCAGAAAAUAAAAAAAAUAUAUGCAAUCGUAUCCCUUUAGAAAAACUUACCCUUUAUAAACUGAAUUCUGGUAUUAUUGGCCACCAAUUAACUUAUUGUUUGGUUGGUCUUUGAAAAAGAGAUAUAAUCCCUGAAACAGUUUGGGCUCUUUGAGAGAAAUAAGAAACAAGGAUGUUAUUUGCAGUGCUACCCAACAAGCCAGAGGAGACAAAGUAGGGAACCCUGCUUGCUGUUGCCUUAGGACUUCGGGCUGCAGCCUGGAUGAGUUCUUUCUCUUUGGUCUCCUGUGUCUGAAAUGACAGGUACUGCUGACUGAUUUAUCCAUGGUUCACCCACUGGGGUUCUUACACUAAGACUUGGUGUGCAAAGUGGCUAUUUUAUCCUCCAAGUGCAAGCUUUAUUUAUUGUUUAAAAUAUUUGUUUUCCCUUUGUUUCAGAGUCCUUAUAGUGAUUACUUCUAAAGUGUUUUAAUCUGCCUCCUGUAACACUGACAAUUAAUCAACAGUGACUUUGAAAAUUCACAUUUCUCCAUUUUGAAUGAUUGCAGAAAAAUAUAUAAUGCUCAAAACAAUGUUGUUUAUCCUUUUCAGCAGCCACAGGCACCUUCUAACUCUUGAAUAGUUAUGUAGAAUUCAUUAUUGUAUUUAGUGGAAGCCCAUAUACCCUCUGUUUUGUCACUUUAUGUAAGAAAGAAUAAGCAGUGUUGGACCAGCUUACUACCUGUAAGUGUUCUAGCAGAGACUAGACAAGUUUGGCAGGAUCUUGUGAGGAGUUGAAGCAUCAGCUGAGGAAUUGUUCAGAUGAUUAUUAAGAGCCUUUUCAGCAUUGAUUUUUCCAUGAACACUUGUACCAUGACUUUCUCAGAAAAUGUUUUUAAUUAUUCAUAGUAUUGAAUUCUUUCUCCAAUAUCCUUAAUCAAUUUUGACAGAAAGUGAGCACAACUUAACUUCUAGAAAAUGGCCAUGCCCAUAUUGUUCUACUCAACUGCUAAAAUUGGGGAGACAUCUAGAAGUGAGAGAAGCAGAGUAUAGAAUAGAAUUAGUGAUAGGAACUGUCUAAGUGCUAAAUUGAUUAGACUUUCAUUAUAGCCAAGGAUAUGUGUAAUUGUGCAGUGGAAAGUAAAUAAACUGUAGACAGGAAAUUGCAUGCACAGUGCUUUGAAACAAAGUAGCAACAAGGAUUUCCAGACUCAGAUGUGCAGAUCCAUUGCUGUUUAGGUAGAAUGAUGGGGAUAAUUGAAAGAGCACAUCUUACAAAUGUGAGGAUCAUGGACAUAGGGCUGCCUUUGAAAGGCAGUGAGGUGUGGCUGGGGACUAGUGUGCAAGACACAAUGUUAGACACAUUAGGAAUUCAGAUUUUCAAAAUCUUUCUUGUGGUAUUUGUUGCAGCAGUUGCCCUUUUAACAUGACUAUGCCCCCCAUCCCCCCAUCCCCCCACCCCCGCCCAAUGUAGCAAGGACGUCUUUCUCAGCACUUGAAUAACUAUUGGAGUAUUGGGGAGAUGUUUUUCUUUUAGACACAUGCAGAUCUGAACUCAAGGUGACUAAUAACCCACAGUUCAGUAUUUGGGAGUCUGAGCCUGUGCAUUUGGUUGAUACGAAGUAAAUAGGGUACACUACAGUAGCUGCUGUAAGAAAGUACUGUGGUAUUGUUCAUGUCUGAGAAUGGAUUGCCAACUUCAUUUUUAUAAUAAUUGAUUUUGAUAUAUAUUUUAAGAUAUGAUAGUACAAAGUUAAUUGAUGUUAAAAUUAUCUUUGUUUUGGUCAUUAACUUGAGCUGAAACAUGUUACCAGUUUGUAAGACUGGGUAAGCCAUUUACUGUUAUUUCUUCUGGUCAUUGCAUAGUGUAUGUGAGGAGAGUGAAGAGCAGCUAUUCCAAAUUAAUGAUAAAUGAUUUUUAAAACUCUGUAUUGAAUAAAUUAUAGCUGGUAAUGACUUUUUCUCUCUUUGGGGAGUCUCAGAAUAAAAUUAAAUGUGUUUUUUUAAAAACACAUUGAUAGGACUGUUAUGAACAGGGAGGUCUUGUUCAUUGUGUCCUUUCAUUUGAAGACCAUUGAUGGUAAAGAUGAUGAAGGAUCUGGAGCCAUUUUAAAUAAAUGAGUAUGUUGUUUUUACAUUUGGUGAUUAAAGCUCUGUAGCAAG